AUGACGCCGUUCACCGCUGCAGUUCUCCAGUUCUUCGUGCAGUUUGUCUCGAAGCGCUACGAAGUGUUAAUCAGAGAUACGGGGUACAUCCAGACGACGUACGGCUUCGCGCAGAUCAUCCAGGCACUCCGAGUCCUCCCAUGGAUAUCAAGCGUCCUGCUCAAAGACACCACACCAAAAGCCUUCAGGAUGGCCAACGAGCAGGAACGAGAUCUAAGUCUAGCUAAAUGGUCAUUUUGGUUUGUUCUUCUAGGGUUCUUCACAAUGGCAGCCACUCCUAGCCUCGCCGUGUUUAUCCUGGGUCUCCUGGCUCUGGCCAUUGGCUCAGGCUACAGCUCACUGGUUCAUAGUCUCAUGAGUCUGUAUGUAGAUCCGCUGCAUCAAUCCCGGCUCUUUUCCCUGGUCGGGAUGCUUGAGGUAGCCGGCAACCUGUACGGGUCGCCGAUGUUGGCGGGACUGUUCACAUUGGGGAUACGGCUUGGUGGUGGAGGGAUAGGUCUACCUUACUACGGGCUCGCGGUUCUCGCUGCGCUUUGCAUAGGAGUCAUGUCUUUCGUCAAAGUACCUAAGCAUGAAGUGGUGGAUGAUUCAUCCAGCCAGCCUGAGGAGCCUGAAUAA
Venustampulla echinocandica is the source of this 618-nucleotide messenger RNA. RefSeq lists its product as uncharacterized. Gene Ontology annotation, cellular component: membrane. Gene Ontology annotation, molecular function: transmembrane transporter activity. Gene Ontology annotation, biological process: transmembrane transport. The record is from RefSeq and is a predicted model, not a curated record. Lineage: Eukaryota; Fungi; Ascomycota; Leotiomycetes; Helotiales; Pleuroascaceae. The transcript has a single exon. The coding region runs from base 1 to 618 and encodes 205 amino acids.